AGCAGGCUGAGAGCAGCCAAAUGGGCAGCAUUCGGAUGCCCCAGCUGGAAGCAAUGGACUGGCUAGGUCAGUUCGGAUUCCGAGAAGAGUUGCCAGCAGAGAGUGAGGAGGAGAAGGAAGCUUUCUUCAAACUGUUGUCGGAAGUGAAAGAUGAGGCGGAGAAACGAUUGUUGGUGGAGGAGAGGAGAGCAGGCUUGCAUAACCGCAUGCUGCUAGAGAAGAGAAGAGAGUUUGAUGAAAAGAAGAAGAUGAAAGAGGAAGGAGAAAGAUUGUGGAAGUUGCUGCAGGAGCAGAAAGGGAAGCAGUGCAAGUUGACCUUGCCACACAAGGAAGUGCUUGUGGCUGCCUCCUAUCUUGAGGGGAGCGCAACACGAUGGUUAAGCGGGCUAGUGCAACUGCAUGGAUAUGGACACGACUUCCGCACUUGGGCAGUCAACUUGAAACUGGAGGACUUUCUCAAGAUGGUGGAAGAUAGGUGGCAUGAUCUUCAAGAGGCCCAAAAGGCCACUGAUGUGAUCCUGCCUUUGAGCAACAGACCGUUCAAGUCAGUAAGGGAUGCCACAGACGCUGUAGAGCGUCUGAUUUGUGUUCCUGGAGUGCGCUAUGACCCCCAAGUCUUACUGGCCACUUACCUGAGGUGUCUUCCCAUGCCAUUCAGGAAUCAGUUGCUAGGAGAGGCUAACAUCAAUAUGCACAACUUUCCUUCGUUUAGCAAGAAGGCCCUAGACCUAGAUGCAAAGAUAGGGCACGGGCACCAACCCACUACGAAUGGAAGGAAGAAAACACUGCCUUCCAACUGGAAGGCGAAGGGCCGCAUUAUGUUCGUUGACAACAAUGGUUCUACCAUCGAGUUGGACGACGACUUCCAUGAGGGAGUAGGUGCAGAGGCGGGCAGCAAGAAGCUUCAGGGGGUGGACCAGUCGCUGCCUCAGUUCAAAAAGGCAAGGCGACCGGUAAACGUCGUGGAGGCUCCCGGUCUAGGAGUCAAGUUGACCCCAAUGCUCCUCCAUGGGAGAAAGCGGGUCUCACUGAGGACGUGUGGAGAGACCGUAGGCGAGCCAGUGAAAAUGCCGCCGGAGAUAGAGGGAGUAGUCACUAAAUACCCUGAUCUAUUCGAAGAACCGAUAGGGGUUGUUGAGAGGGAGGUUGUCCACGCGAUAGAGAUUAUCCCAGGGUCUAGUAUUCCAAAGGGUAGGAUCUAUCGGAUGUCUCCAACGAAGCUUGACGAGCUUCGCCAACAACUCAAGGAACUCAUAGAAAAGGGUUGGAUCCGGCUGAGCGUUUCCCCUUACCGGUCUCCUGUCUUAUUUGUACCAAAGAAGGGGGGAACCUUGAGGAUGUGCAUUGACUAUAGGGCCCUCAAUGCCAUCACUGUCAAGAAUAGAGAGCCCCUGCCGCACAUCGAUGACUUACUGGACCGAGUGCAAGGGUGCAGGUACUUCAUUAAGAUAGAUUUGAAGUUCGAGUACCAUCAGAUUGCUAUACGGCCCGAGGAUCAACACAAAACCGCUUUUCAGACCAGGUACGGUCUGUACGAGUUUGUGGUGAUGCCUUUCAGCCUUAGCAAUACACCUGGCACCUUUCAGCACGCCAUGAAACGAAUCUUUCAUGACUACUUAGACAAGUUUGUCAUCGUGUACCUUGAUGACAUACUUAGCUUUAGUAGGACUGUCGAGGAACACGUUGGUCACUUAGACAAAGUCCUUAGUCUCCUACGACAGCACCGGUUCAAGAUCAAUGGGAAGAAACGUGAGUUUGGUCGCACCCCGAUCUUGUACCUGGGUCAUGAGAUUUCCACAGAGGAAUUGAAGCCCGAUGACGCGAAGGUGGCCAGCAUUCGUGACUGGCCGCGUCCUCAGUCUGUGACUGAGAUGAGGUCCUUCCUAGGGAUGACCGACUACUACCGCAAUUUUGUUAAGAACUAUAGCACAGUGGCCGCCCCUUUGACGGACUUGACCCGCCUUGACACCCCAUGGGAGUGGACAGACAGCAAGUAUGCUAGGUUAGUCGCAAUGCCUGCAACAGCCAAGACGGAGUACGUGAUUAAGCUGUUCAAAGAGAACUGGGUUAGGGAUUUCGGGUUGCCAAAGUCCAUCAUUAGUGACCGGGAUGUGCGAUUCACCAGUGAACUGUGGAAGGCCGCAGCUGCAGAACAAGGGACACAACUGCAGAUGACCUCCGACAACCAUCCAAAGGCAAACGGACAAGCAGAGCAGCUGAACCGCGCUGUGGACUGGGAUGAGAAACUUGCUCUCAUCGCCAGUCUGUACAACAACGCUGUGCACAGUGCGACAAGGGUGAGCCCCAACAGCCUGCUACUGACUUUCAAACCUAGACUGCCCUCGGAUUUUCUACUACCUGAGAAUCAGCCUUCUGCUGCACCAGGCACUUUAGAGUUUGCAUAUCGAUACGAGCGCUUGAUGCAGCAAGGUGUAGCUCAGAUACACAAAGCGCAGGCGGCGAUGAUAGAGUCAGAGAACAAGCAUCGCCACCCAUCCACAUUCCAAGUAGGGGACAAAGUUUGGGUCAAGUCCUCAGAGUUGGGACAAAAGCACGGGAUAUCCCGCAAACUCAUGCCACAAUACUUUGGACCCUGGGAGGUUUUAGAUAUCGUCGGGGAUGAUUCUGAUGGGCCAUCGUAUGUAGUUCAGAUUCCUUGUCAUCUUCACACUUACCCUGUCUUCCACGCCUCUAAGCUUGCACCUUUCAAUGAAACUGGUCAGUUUUCCUCACGACGCUCAAUGCUGCCCCCAACCAUGGAUGGAGAGGUCGACAUCGACAACAUCGUGGACCAUAUGGAAACGCCAGUUCCAAGACCAACGGGCAGAGGACGUCCUCCUAAACCGAAGUUGCAAUAUCGCGUUUGGUUCAAACAUCACAUUGAUCCUAAGGAGGACAAAUGGUUUACUCGGGAGGAACUAAUGCAGACCGCUCCACAGGCUGUUGCUCACUACGAGAAGUUACUGCAGAAAGGAAAGCGCCAGAUUAAGUAAUAAAACUUCUCGGACUGUCGAAGUAUGGAGGAGGGAAUGACCCUGCAAGCAUCACAGUCG
Molecule: messenger RNA, 3053 nt
Organism: Chara braunii
Lineage: Eukaryota; Viridiplantae; Streptophyta; Charophyceae; Charales; Characeae
Source: the annotation of a GenBank genome assembly